AUGGACAGUCUUGUUUCAACUUUGAGUUCAAUCUCCUUGGAAGAUCCUUGGCGAUUAUGGCUUUAUGAAUGUAAUGAUUUUCCUCAACACUGCCCUCCUAGAAGGAAUAUUGAAAAUGUAAAAAUAAUAUUUGACUUUAAUUUUUCAAAAAAAAUUAUUAAGGGGAAUGGCUCGUCUGGAAAGCAUUUUUGUGGAUUUUGUCAACAACUUGGGAAGCUUAAACACUUAUUUACAAAUCCUUUUGAAGAAUCUGGGGAUCGUUGGAUGAAUUAUUUAACAAAAGAUUGUUUUUACAAGAGUGCACAAACUAUGUUUCGCUCUAUUCAAUUUGCCGUUAAUCGAAAAGAAGAUAAUUUGUUGCCUAGUCAGCUGGCUAAGCAUAUUUUCUUUAACAAAAAAUAUGGACGUGCCUUCUUUCGUGAAGGAAUUCCACCCAAUUACGAAGACCCUCAAAACUUUAAAGGGGGAAAUUUCCAACUUUUAUUACUUGGAACGACAGGGAAUAUUCAAUUAUUAAAAGAAUUUGACAAAAUUUUUAUUAUUUGUGUUAAAAAUUUAAUUGGAAAUGAGGGGGGAAAUAUUGACAAGAGAUUUAAUGGAAUAUUUUUACGUUGCGAAAUUAAUCCUGGGAAAAAUUUGGAUAAAUCUAUUGAUAAUUACAGUGAUUUGAAGGAUUUGCCUUUUAUGGUUAAAAUUGAGGUGAAUUAUUCUGUUCUGUUUUCCGGAGAGAAUAUAAAUUUUUGGGGAGUAUUUAAUUACAUAUAG
Molecule: messenger RNA, 765 nt
Organism: Meloidogyne enterolobii
Lineage: Eukaryota; Metazoa; Nematoda; Chromadorea; Rhabditida; Meloidogynidae
Source: the annotation of a GenBank genome assembly